Geosmithia morbida is the source of this 2184-nucleotide messenger RNA. Its product is annotated as Fungal trans. Gene Ontology annotation, cellular component: nucleus. The coding region runs from base 1 to 2184 and encodes 727 amino acids. Gene Ontology annotation, biological process: positive regulation of transcription from RNA polymerase II promoter by galactose; DNA-templated transcription. Lineage: Eukaryota; Fungi; Ascomycota; Sordariomycetes; Hypocreales; Bionectriaceae. The record is from RefSeq and is a predicted model, not a curated record. Gene Ontology annotation, molecular function: RNA polymerase II cis-regulatory region sequence-specific DNA binding; DNA-binding transcription factor activity, RNA polymerase II-specific; zinc ion binding. The transcript is spliced from 2 exons.
AUGGAGCGCCGACAGCAGUUGGAUACAGCCGACUCACCGGGACGCCCCAUACGCAGUCGCACUUCCAACGCCUGUGAUGGCUGCAAGAAGCGCAAGGUGAAAUGCGACGGCAACCAGCCAUGCAGCUACUGCGCCCGGCGUCAGCGGCCGCAUACAUGCAAAUACACGGCUCCGAGUCGGAUCCGUCAGCGUCGGAGCCGGUCCGUAGCCGCAGCGCCGUCUCCCGCUGGCAACGCCCGAGGCCCAUCGCCGCUUCAUCCAGAGGAAAGGAGGGGCACCGGAUCUCAUGGCCGUGACGCGGCGACACCGUCGCCACCCCUGUCGUCCCACGGGCGACCACGACGGUCGUCCGCAAUGAUGGAAUCGGCGGAAGAUGACACCGAGGUGCCGAGGGAGGCCCGGCUGUUGUGCGAUGCGCAGGGGAAGCUGAUCUUUAUCGGCGACUGUGCUCCCCUCUCAUUCUUCCAGUCGGUGCGCCAGCUCGUCAAUAGCCGCGUCGGGCAGACGGCUUUUGCGCCCGAGACGAGCCGGUACUCCGUCCUGGAGAAUGCGCCAUCGUCACAACAGAUAUCAGCGGCGCCGCCGGAUCCUCCCGACGUCAGGGCUGCCCACGUAUCCUCACACGUAGCGAGCUAUGUGUCUGCGACAUCGGGCAUGUUGGACUUGUUUGACAACGAGCCUAGACUGACCGACAACCUGGUGCUCUGGGCUAACCUGCGUGACAAGCCACGUAACCUCACGUCGGCCAUCAACUACCUCAUCCUGGCCAUCGGGUGUCAGACGGACGACGAGCCCACAUCCCAGGUCUACUUUGAGUACGCCAAGGCGCAGGCGUUUGCUAGCCUGAGCGACAGCUUGGGCGUCGAGACGGUGCAGGCUUUCGUGCUGGUGACGGUGUACAUGUUGUGCUCGUGUCAGAUCAACAGCAGCUUCUUGGUAUUUGGUGUGUCCGUGCGGGCCGCCUACUCGAUCGGCGUGCACCGGACCGAGGUGAAUGCGCGGUUCGGACCCGAGAUUCACAGACAGAGGGACCGGCUGUGGAAGAGCCUGCGCGUGAUCGACCUCUUCCUCAGCACAUCCAUGGGCCGUCCACCCGCCACUUCCGACGUCGACUGCACCGUCCCCUAUCGCCACAGCAGCCCCGACAAUGACGGUGGCAGCGAUGGAGGGACGUUUGACCUUCUCAACGCCUCGGUCCAGAUCCUCCUCAUCACAGAGGGCAUCGUGCUCGAAAUCUUCUCCCGCAAGCGCGUCUCCCUCCAGCGCACAGACGGUAUCUCCCUCCGCCUCAGACAGUGGUCUGCCGAUUGGCUCCGGCGCCUCAGCGACGUUGUUUCCCAGCCCUGCCGCCAUCCGAGGCAUGAGGUUGCCGGUGCGUGCCAGGUGCUUUCCUCUUACUACUAUGCCGUCAUGCUUGUAUCCCGCCCCUUUCUCAUGUACGAGGUCUUUCGCCGUCUGGGUGACGGCCCGGCGAAUACCAUGGCGUCAGGGAAAUCAAAGUUGGCCGACGCGUGCAUCGAUGCCGCCAGUCUCAUGGUAGAUCCCAUCAUUGACCUCAUAAAACAAGGCGCUUUGGAUGGUCGCAGGCCCAUAAUCGUAUCAUGGCUAUUCGCCGCUUCGCUAGUCUUGGGCCUCGGCCUCCUCAGCGGCUUCGGUCGCACCUUGGAAAAUCACACGCAAAUGUCCAUCCAAGCCCUCGAGCACUUCGCCCGUACCGAUGCCCACGCCCGACAGUACUCCCUCAUUGCGCAGUCUCUCCUCACCACGGCGCUCGAGCACCUCGAGAAGCGUGAGCUGCAGCAGCGUCUCAAGCGCACUGAGACAUCCAGUCAGCUAUUUGGGCUCAUACCGCAGGGCGGUAGUCGUCGGACGACAAUAGCAGCAUCGCCAGUUCAUCAACGUCAUCAUCAGUCCUCUGUCUUGAGCCCUACGGGGACAACAGAUUCACCCUUUUCUGCACUACCUAGUGAUAGGCCUCCCUUUCUUCUGCACAACCACCAUCAAAAUAUGGCUGCGCGGUUGUCAGAUAUGGAUUCGCCGGCUUAUCUGGGCCUGAAUGAUUCACUUGCAGUUCAGGAUGGUACUUUUUGGAACAUGUACCAAGGCACGAAUGAGGGUGAUGCACUCAAUCUGUUUCCUCUUCUGGAUUCAGGAGGAGCCAUAGAUCUCGCCCAUUACUUGUGA